AUGCCCCAAGCACAACCCGAACUCAAAAAGUAUCUCGAUAAGCGCCUCUUCGUUCAAUUGAAUGGAUCUCGCAAAGUUAUUGGCAUCCUUAGAGGAUACGAUGUAUUCCUAAACAUCGUCCUCGAUGACGCUAUCGAAGAGAAGGAUGGAGGCGAGAAAGUUCGCAUCGGAACGGUGGUGAUCCGUGGAAACUCAGUUGUUAUGCUAGAGGCGUUGGAGCGAAUAAGCUAGGCAUGGCUCGAGAAGGAGCAAUAGGCAUAUACAAUGAAUUAAUCCCCAACCGAAUACGAUCACGUUUCUUCCUAUCCACAGAUGGCACUGGCGCUCCUGUUCUUUUCGUUUUGUACAAUAUCAUCAAUGGUAUGACACUUUAAGCCA
Messenger RNA from Tuber melanosporum (Perigord truffle), 378 nucleotides. RefSeq lists its product as uncharacterized. Gene Ontology annotation, biological process: spliceosomal snRNP assembly; mRNA splicing, via spliceosome. The record is from RefSeq and is a predicted model, not a curated record. Gene Ontology annotation, cellular component: spliceosomal tri-snRNP complex; SMN-Sm protein complex; catalytic step 2 spliceosome. Gene Ontology annotation, molecular function: RNA binding. Lineage: Eukaryota; Fungi; Ascomycota; Pezizomycetes; Pezizales; Tuberaceae. The coding region runs from base 1 to 231 and encodes 76 amino acids. The transcript has 4 exons.